Messenger RNA from Plasmopara halstedii, 1059 nucleotides. RefSeq names its product Protein involved in inorganic phosphate transport. Gene Ontology annotation, cellular component: mitochondrion; endoplasmic reticulum. The transcript has a single exon. The record is from RefSeq and is a predicted model, not a curated record. Gene Ontology annotation, biological process: protein targeting to ER. Lineage: Eukaryota; Oomycota; Peronosporomycetes; Peronosporales; Peronosporaceae. Bases 1 to 1059 code for a protein of 352 amino acids. Gene Ontology annotation, molecular function: protein binding.
AUGGCUGGCAAGCAGAGUCCAAUGCGCAUGUUCAUUAUGCUGCCUAUGAUGUUCCUUAUGGGCAAAAUCGACUUUGAAAAUGGAACAACGCUCAUGGCUGCACGCACAGCUUUCUUUGUGUGCCAAAUAACCGCACUUCUCAUCGGACUUUACCUCAAACAGCUCAUCGAGCGCAAACACGAUACGCGGAAGAUCUUUGUACCUGGCGUCAAAUCGCCCUUCGAUCAGUCUCCUAAUUACGCAGAUCUGACAGAGACAACGUACGAGGCACAUGAAUUGGCUAAGGCUAAGGAGUUCAUCAAACAGACGUUAAUUGGCGCGUGCAUCUCGUCGCUAAUUCAUUUCAAAAUGGGAAUCAAUCACGUCGUUAUGAUCCAGAGCGUCAUGAUGCCCAUUAAUUUGUGGGAUAAUCCACUCGUGCAAGCGUAUAUUCUAGGAUGUCGCAAUGGCCGCAUCUGGAACGAGCGCUUUGAAGGCGAAUCGGCUGAGGAUGCCGCGGCUGCUGUAAAUGGCUCGGCGGCUACGGUUCCGACAACCGCAGCUGCGACUGCUUCGAUCAAAGACAAAAAAGAUGGCUUGACCCCCGAGGCAGCCAUUGCUGAGGCACUUGCAGCAGGCGCUGAUGCUGACUUUGAUGCACUCUGGACUGUAAUCAAGAACAAGGUAAAUGCAAAGACAGAUGAAGACCAAUGGACUGCGCUUAUGGUGGCUUGCGGCUCGCCUGUUGAUACGGAUGAAUUCAUCAAAAAACUUGUGCGAGCUGGAGCUGAUGUCCUCAGUGUGGAUGGAGAUGGUUGGUCUGCACUGCACUGGAGCGCUUUCCACGGUCGCCCAGAGGCUGCAGAGGCUUUGCUUUCAAGUAUAUCCACCGCCAAUUGCCAAAAGCUACUGGCGAUUAAGGCAUCAGAUGGCAGAACUGCGGCUGAGAUUGCUAAGGGCGAAGAGAAUGCUGACGUGCUAGAAAUCCUGGCCAGCUAUUCAGAGACCGAGGCUAGCGAGAAAGAGUCAACGUUACGCCAGCGAAAGACCGGCGCGUCGUCGAUUGAAGACGUAGACUAG